This is a messenger RNA of Jatropha curcas, 751 nucleotides long. It is a transcript of the gene CASP3, whose product is annotated as casparian strip membrane protein 3. Lineage: Eukaryota; Viridiplantae; Streptophyta; Magnoliopsida; Malpighiales; Euphorbiaceae. The record is from RefSeq and is a predicted model, not a curated record.
UGUUCAAGAAAAACAAAAUACAUAACUCUUCUCUCUCCCUCUGCUAGCUGCAUUUGCUAUGGACUCCGAGAAAAGUGGAGAAGAAGCAACCAUCACUAUUCAAGACACAAAAACAGAUCCUAAGUCAAAAGGAAAGGCUAUUGCUGGUGCUACUGGUUUAGUCACUAGUAAAGCUACGUACAUGCAGCAAAAAGGGGGAUGGAAAAAGGGUGCUGCCAUUUUCGAUUUCGUUCUAAGGUUGUGUGCUAUUACUGCUGGUUUAGCUGCCACUUCCAUCAUGGGUACUACUGAGCAGAGUCUUCCCUUCUUCACUCAAUUCUUCCAGUUCCAUGCUGAGUAUGAUGACAUUGAAACUUUCAGGUUUUUUACGUUUGCAAAUGGAAUAGCUAGUGGAUAUCUUGUGCUAUCUUUGCCGUUCUCCAUAGUGUGCAUUGUCCGGCCUUACGCGACAGGACCAAGGCUUUUCCUUAUCAUCUUCGAUUCAGUGGCAAUGGCUCUGAUAGUAGCAGCUGCUUCUGCUGCUACUGCAAUUGCAUAUUUAGCUCAUAAUGGGAAUUCUGAUGCAAAUUGGAACGCAAUUUGUAACCAGUUUACUGAUUUUUGCCAGUCUUCGAGCAGUGCUAUUGUGGCUUCCUUUAUAGCUGCAGUAAUGUUACUGUUUCUUAUUAUUCUGUCUGCUGUUGCUCUUAGAAGGAACUGAUCGAUCCAUGUUGUUAAUAAUUGUUUCGUUUCCCGUAUUUGGUCUGUUGGG